AUGGUUCAAAUCAAGAGUAAAAAGAAGAGCUUACCAUCCAGACACAAUCCUACGAAACCCAAGACUGCACCAGAACGUGAAGCAUUCGGCCAAGAAUUCAACUUGGAAACAUGGCACGAUUCAAGAACCAAACAAUCUAAACAGAGACAACGAGACGCUGCCGACAUUGAAGACGCCGACGAAUCAACCGUAAUCGAUACAAAAACAUCUCAAAAGAUCCUAUCGCUAGCCCGUGAACAGCAAGACGAGCUAAACCCGCACGCUAUAUCAUCAACAUCAAGCAAGCACAGUAAAAAACAGGUCAAGAAACAACAACCAGUCGUAGAAGAUAGCAGCGACGAAGAAGAAUAUUUAGAGGAUGAUGGUGGUCUGCCGCUAUCAUAUGAUGACGCGGAGGCUGAAUUAGGGAUUGACGCAUCAGAUCAAGCUAUAUUGGAAAAGUUUAUGUCUAGUCAGCAACCAAGACGGCAGUUGGCGCUUGCUGAUGCUGUCAUGGAUAAAAUUAGUGCUGAGAAACAGGUUGUGGCUGCUUUGGCGGCUGCAAGUACGGAUAUGGUGGAGGAAGGCGAUGGUGAAGAGGAAGGAAUGGGACAGUUGAAUCCUAAAGUUGUCGAGGUCUACACCAAGGUCGGAAUGAUUCUCUCACGAUACAGGUCAGGCAAGCUCCCCAAAACCUUCAAAAUAAUACCAACCCUCUCAAACUGGGAAGACAUCCUCCUCCUCACAAACCCCGAAACCUGGACUCCACACGCCACAUACCAAGCAACCCGUAUAUUCUCCUCAAACCUAAAAGCAAACAUGGCACAGCGCUUCUACUCGGUCUUUCUCCUCGACAGGAUCCGAGCCGAGAUAUCCGAGACCAAGAAACUAAACGUCCAUUUAUACAAUGCAUUGAAAAAGGCAUUAUAUAAACCAGCUGCGUUUUUUAAGGGAUUCUUGCUGCCGUUAUGUGAAUCAGGGACGUGUACGUUGAGGGAAGCGGCUAUUAUUGGGUCGGUACUGACAAAGAUAUCGAUACCGGCAUUGCAUUCUGCUGCAUGCUUGCUGAAACUGGCGGAAUUGGAAUAUACAGGUGCUAAUAGUUUGUUUAUACGGGUGCUGCUGGAUAAAAAGUAUGCAUUGCCGUUUAAGGUGUUGGAUGCGCUGGUGUUUCACUUCUUGAGGUUUAAGAAGGAUGAACGGGAUAUGCCAGUGUUGUGGCAUCAGUCCUUGUUGGUGUUUUGUCAAAGGUAUAAAGCUGACUUGACGGAUGAUCAAAAGGAGGCCUUGUUGGAGUUGAUUAAGCACAAGAUACAUUAUGCCAUAUCUCCUGAAGUCAGACGCGAGUUGUCGCACUCGGUUGGUGGAGCAGCAGGAGAGUUGGUUGCAGAGGAGGAUCUAGAGGAUAGUGAUGUAGACAUGCUCUGA
Molecule: messenger RNA, 1407 nt
Organism: Synchytrium microbalum
Lineage: Eukaryota; Fungi; Chytridiomycota; Chytridiomycetes; Synchytriales; Synchytriaceae
Exons: 3
Coding region: 1-1407 (468 amino acids)
Biological process (GO): rRNA processing
Cellular component (GO): preribosome, small subunit precursor; cytoplasm; nucleolus
Molecular function (GO): snoRNA binding
Source: RefSeq, a predicted model, not a curated record